AUGGACAGCAUGCGGAAACAAUUUGAUCAGGACCUUCUCUUGGACGGUCGUUACCAAACUUUGUCUCCUCUCAACCAUGGUUCUUUUGGAAUGGUCUUCUUGGCCAAGAACGUCAAGACUGAUGCUACCGUUGCCAUCAAGUGCAUUAUCAAAUCAUCAGGCUCCGAAACUUGCCCUACCGCUAUCGCUGUUGAUGAUCGUUCCGAGGAGUUAGAGAUCCACUCCCACCUCGGCUCUCAUCCCAACAUUGUCAGUCUUCUUGACACUUUUGAGACGGAGCACCACACGUAUCUGGUUAUCGAGUUCUGCCCUAACGGAGACCUCUACGAGGCAAUUCGUCUCAACAGAGGCCCUCUGGAAACUGAGCACGUGCGUGACUUCAUGAUGCAGCUGAUCUCCGCCGUGGAGUUCAUGCACGCUAAGGGAGUCUACCAUCGUGACAUCAAGCCCGAGAACAUCUUCUUGACUCAAUCGGGCUCGAUGAAGCUUGGUGACUUUGGUCUCGCUACUAGGGACAAGUGGUCGACAGAGUACGCCGUCGGCAGUGACCGUUACAUGGCUCCUGAGCAGUUUCAAGAGACAAGCUAUACCCAAGGCUACUCUCCCGCUGCCGCCGAUAUUUGGGCUAUUGGUAUUUGUUUGUUGAAUGUCUUGUUCUCACGCAACCCAUUUGCUACUCCUACCCAGUCGGAUCCCAUCUUUGAUGAUUUUGUCAUGGACCGUCAGUCUCUCUUUGACGUCUUCCCAACCAUGUCUCAGGACACUUUCAAUGUCUUGAUGCAUUGUCUUGCUCUUGACCCCGCCAAGCGCUCUCUGGAUGCUGUCCGCUCUGCCCUCAAAUCGGUUGUAAGCUUCACUACCGACGAUGACGCCAUGGACGACUUCUGCAUUGAGGAUCGUGAUCCUGUCCGUGCUACUCUCAACCGUGAGCCUCUGCGCACACCAUCCAUCACGAGUCCCACCAUCGACAAUGGUGGCUGCUUCCCUUGGGCAAAGGCUCUGCGUGAGACUUCUCAGAAGCAUGGUCGUCAACUCUCGGUCAUUCCUGACAACGAAAGCUACACUGAAGAUCUCUUCCCCGAAGAGAAGGAGACUGGCAAGAGUUGGUUCACUUCCACAGAUCCUGAUUCGACCUCGUUGAACUCAACCAUCGAGUCUUCUCUGGGCAUGUCGUACAAGUCUGCCAACAACUCUGCUGAGCUCAUUGGCCACGCCUCUUCCAGACCAGUGCCCAUCUCUGCAUCCGUACCCAUCAAGAGCUCCCGAGCUUUGGCUUCGAUCUAUGGAAAUAUGGAUGAGAACUUCUCGAAGAGCUGGAGCGAUCUCUGGGAGGAAGAUGAAGAAGAG
This is a messenger RNA of Aureobasidium melanogenum CBS 110374, 1347 nucleotides long. RefSeq names its product kinase-like protein. NCBI's taxonomy places the organism in Eukaryota, Fungi, Ascomycota, Dothideomycetes, Dothideales, Saccotheciaceae. Gene Ontology annotation, cellular component: cytoplasm; autophagosome. The record is from RefSeq and is a predicted model, not a curated record. The transcript has a single exon. Gene Ontology annotation, molecular function: protein serine/threonine kinase activity; ATP binding. Gene Ontology annotation, biological process: autophagosome organization; autophagy; peptidyl-serine phosphorylation. The annotation marks the transcript as partial.